Sporothrix schenckii 1099-18 is the source of this 267-nucleotide messenger RNA. RefSeq lists its product as uncharacterized. Bases 1 to 267 code for a protein of 88 amino acids. NCBI's taxonomy places the organism in Eukaryota, Fungi, Ascomycota, Sordariomycetes, Ophiostomatales, Ophiostomataceae. The transcript has a single exon. The record is from RefSeq and is a predicted model, not a curated record.
AUGUCCGUGGAAGAAGGAACGAGAGAAGACGCAAAUAAAGCGGCUAGAAGGAGGCUCGAAGGCAGCGACCGACAUACGAGAAGAUUAUAUCAAACAAAGUCACCACGACGGGCGACAAGGACAGCGGCGGUCGUCUGUCGAUGGCUGCCGUUGAACGUGGCCGGAUGUGAUAUCCAGCAGUCGAGACGCACGGAAUGCGAGGCCAGCGCGGCUGGAGGACGUCGACUGUGGGGUCUGUGCAACACAGUUGGAGGCGACGUUGACUAG